AUGGAGAAAGAGGUGGCUGAGAUGGAGGAAGAUACAUGGACUGUAGAGGCAACUGUGGAGUGCCAUGAAGAGCUGCCCUCAGGUGUUCCUCCCCUCUCGUCUUCCACCUCCAUGCCUGACCAGUGGGAAGUCAGAGCAGAUGAGGAGGAAACUCAACAACCAGUUCUCAAAGAGGACAUGACAGACUAUCUCAAAGCUACCCCUCAGGAUAUCCUGACUCCAGUCAAUCAGGAGGACUCAGGAGAAGAAAAGGAUUGUGGGAUUGCAGAGGCCAAAGAGGAUGAGGGGGCGGAGCAUGUGGAGAGAGAAGGAAAUGAGGAGACUGAGGGUGGAGAUGAAGACAAGAGUGGAGGCAGAGGAGGAGGCCGAAACGAAGUCGGAAGGGAGCCUGGCAUGAAGGGGGAGUCGGGCUGGAGGAGCUCGGGGGCUGGAGGGAGGAAAGGCCGGUCCCGGAACAGAGGAGGAGGGGUGGCAGCCUCCGAGCAGAAUACCCAGGCUACAUCAUCAUCCUCCUCCUCUUACCUUCCUAAAGGGUCCCUGUCGUCAGGCGGUGGGAGGCACAAGCAGGCCCGGAGGCGCAACCAGCACCACCACCAGGGCCGGGGCCGGCGGCAGACAAGCACCCAACUUACCUUGGCCUUCAGGGAGCUGCUGUCGGAGUCGCUCAGCCCUUGGUGCAUCUCCUGCAUCCACAUGGUGGUGGAGCUCAUUGUCUCCGUGACCCACCGCUGCGGGGUGGCCGUAGAGGCCGCAGGGGUGGCCCUCUAUGACCUCUGCUCACAGCUGCUCAACAAGGUCACAGACGUGCCAGGGAUGAAGGCGGAUGCCCGGCGCGUGCUGGAGAGGGUGAGUUGCGCUGGGACGGUCCUGGUGGAUAAGAGCAUCUGGUCGGUGGAGUGUGUCCUGCAGGCCUCCCUGACCUGCUUCGGCCUCCUCUGUGCCGUGGUGCUGCAGGGGUCACAGUGGGCCCGGUUCAAGCUGGUCCGGCUGGGCGGGGAGAGGGGACAGCGUUGGUGGACGGCCGUGCAGGACUCCAAGGUCUGGAGGAGGGUGGCCUCGCUGGUGGAAAGGGUCAGCGGCUGGUUCAGGAGGAGGAGAGGCACCACCACCCAGGUGCCCCCGUUCACCCCAGAUUCUCCCGGUGGAGUAGGCAGGUACCAGCCUGGGCAGGAGCUGGAGAGACUGCUGGCUCUGGCUCAGGUCCCUGAAGAGGAGCUGGACCCUUUUACAGUGCUGGGGGUGGAGGCCCACGCAACUGAAGCUGAGCUAAAGAGGGCCUACAGACAGCUGGCUGUCCAGGUGAGUGUAAAUGAGAUGGGCAUGACAUCUUAUGAGUACAGGUGAAUUAUAAAAAUGAGUGGAACUCAUCAACUGGAGAGUGUAGCGAUUAUAGUCAAAUAAUUUCAGCUUUGCCUGUCAGAACACAAGCCAAAUCAUUUUUGCACUUAGUUGUGCAUGGCUGCAUGCAUCUUUUAUUGUUUUAUAUCCACAAUAUAAAAUGUAAUCAGAAAAUGAGUAGAAGUAGCCAACCUGUUGUCUCUUCCUUAGUUGCUCUCUCUCUUGCAUGUUAUCUGCUCUGCCCCUUACAUCUGGCCAUAUUUCUCUUUUCUUUCCUCUCUCAGGUCCAUCCAGACAAGAACAAGCAUCCACGUGCUGGGGAGGCCUUUAAGGUGCUGAGGGCUGCUUGGGACAUCGUCAGUAACCCAGAGACACGGAGGGAAUACGAGCUGUGAGUAAAAGAAACACAAACUACUGGACCAGUAUUUAAAUCAAAUGCAAGAAGCUAUGAUAAAAUGACUACACCUUCAACAAAAUAUAUCUGUUAGAACUCAGGCCUCUCACAAUAGGAAUUUCAGAUGAAGAAGCAUUACCUAACUGUGGUGCUUAGCAUGGUAUAGUCAAUCUAAAGGCCUGUGGGAUGUUUGGUUUAGUUCCUCAGUAACAGGAUACAUGGAGAGAAUAUGUGCUGUGAGUAGAAGGCACACAAACUGGACGAUUACUUAAUUCAAAUGCAAGAAACAGUGAUCGAAUGACUGCACUGAAGGCCGAUGGGAUGUUUGGUGUAGUUGAUAUAGCGUUGACAUUUGUUUGCCUGCUCCUCUCUCAGGAAGCGCAUGGCUCAGACAGAACUCUCCAAGUCGAUGAAUGACUUCCUCACCAAACUGCAGGAUGACCUGAAGGAAGCUAUGAACACCAUGAUGUGUACCAAGUGUGAGGGCAAACACAGGUACGUCACUCAGACUGAAUUAAUAUCUGUAAUAUAUGAAUAUCUAUCAAAAAUAUAAUACAUUUACAACCAACACCCUGCAGACUUUUGUGAAAGUGAGGGAUUGGAAUAGUAAUAUAAUUUACCUACACUGCAGUCUUGUCACUCCUACAGUAUUUAGCUAAAUGAAUAUGGUGACUACUCCAAAUCACUCAAAUUGUAUUAAUACAUUUUGCUUCCUAUAAAAUCUUUGUUACAGACAAAAAACACAAGCACAGGCCAGGUUUAGUUUACAUUGCUGGCUCCUCCAUGAUUCAUCCCUGUGUGUGCAGGAGGUUUGAGAUGGACCGGGAGCCUGCUGAGGCGCGGUUCUGUGCAGAGUGUAACAGACGCCACAGCGCCGAGGAGGGAGAACUGUGGGCCGAGUCCAGCCUGCUGGGCCUACGCAUCACCUACUUCGCCUGCAUGGACGGCAAGGUCUACGACAUCACAGGUACUGGCUUGACUAUGGCAGUGUUUGAGAGCAUCAAAACUGCAAUGCAUUGUGGGUCAAUUUUGACUGACUGCUCUACAAAUAAUAAUGAGUAGUUAUUUAUGAUGCAAGGUGAUUUGUAGAUCAGUAAGUCUGCAAUCGCCAACUGCAAUGCAGUCAAUGUCGAACAAGCCAAUUUCUUUGACAAGCCGUGUAAUGACACCCACAUGGAUAGUUCGGCCCUCAUCUAUGCUAAUGCCAUACCCUUUUAUGCAUUGACUUAAAGAUGCACUAUGCUGAAAUCCCUCCGGCAUUUCCUGGUUGCAUACAUUUUAAUAAUAUAGUAUAUAGUAUAGUGUAGAGAAUCAUUGUACCAUCUAAACUGUGAAUGCAUUUAUGUGCCAGACCAUGCCCACGUGAAUGUUCAUUGGUCAGUAGUGGCCAUAUUGUUUGAGAUGCUAGACUGGAGAAACAUAAUUUGUGAGAACUUGGUCCACAGAUGCCAUGUAUCAAGUUUUGUGCAGAUUGGUCAUUCGGUGCCAUAACAGUAGCGUCUUAAGUGUGUCACAAAAAAAAAAUGGUGGGAAAUCCAUCAUUAAGAGUCCUUGAGGCACAUUUUUUCCUUGUGAGGAGAGGGACCUAAGUACCAACUUUCAGGAGUCUAGGACAUACGGUGAAGGGCGUGACCUUUAAAAGUUUGCAUUUUCAAUCGCUUGUUAUAGCGCCACUGUGUGGCCGUUUGGAAUGGCAUUGCAUGAAUGGGUGUGGCGCUUGGCCCUUUACCAUCUUGCAAUGUUGCACCCUCCUGGGCCUUACAUCUCACAAGAAUUGAAAUUUUUUCACCAAAUCGCCGGAAGGAGAAUAAUAAUGAACGCCAACAAAUACUAUAGGUGUUUCGCCCAGCUUCGCUGCUUGAACCCUUAACAAGCCAACUGACAGGCUCAAAAGCCCUACAACUAAAUUCAAUUCUAAGCUGGCAAAUAAUGUUAAGUUUCAAGUUUUUAUUGUCACGUGCACAAGUACAGUGAAAUGCCUUCCUUGCAAGCGUGUUCCCAACAAUGCAGUAAUAAAGACACCUAAAUUCAGACUGACUAUUUCUCCUCCUAACUGCUUUCUUCCCUAUUGUCACAUUUAUUAAUUUGUCACCUUCUCCGCCCUCACCUUUCAGAGUGGGCCGGCUGCCAGAGGAUAGGAAUCUCUCCAGACACACACCGCGUGCCCUACCACAUCUCCUUCGGCUCCAAGAACAACAGUAGCUCCACGCAACGCCACAGGUUGGUCCCAGGGCAAUGAGGGUUGCGUUCCAAUAAUCUCAUCUUCCUCCUGAAGUGUGCACUUGUUAACUACUCCACACAAAUGUAAAAGCAUUGGAUUGGUGUAGGCAUGGGCUAGAGCAGUGGUCACCAACCUUUUCUGAGUCAAGAUCACUUUCACAGUCAAAAAGCAAGCCGAGAUCUACCGCUCAGAUUAGUUUAAACAUUACUAAAAAAAAAAUUACAUUGACCUGUAAGGUUCUGAAUAACAAUGUAAAAACCGACGGACGACUAUUAAAGCUCAAACCAAGUUUAUUCACCCACUGGGUCACACAGCUGCAUGAGACAAAGACAUGUUUCCACCAACACAGAUAUAUAUACAGUGGGGAGAACAAGUAUUUGAUACACUGCCGAUUUUGCAGGUUUUCCUACUUACAAAGCAUGUAGAGGUCUAAUUUUUAUCAUAGGUACACUUCAACUGUGAGAGACGGAAUCUAAAAUCCAGAAACUCACAUUGUAUGAUUUUUAAGUAAUUAAUUUGCAUUUUAUUGCAUGACAUAAGUAUUUGAGACAUCAGAAAAGCAGAACUUAAUAUUUGGUACAGAAACCUUUGUUUGCAAUUACAGAGAUCAUACGUUUCCUGUAGGUCUUGACCAGGUUUGCACACACUGCAGCAUGGAUUUUGGCCCACUUCUCCAUACAGACCUUCUCCAGAUCCUUCAGGUUUCGGGGCUGUUGCUGGGCAAUACGGACUUUCAGCUCCCUCCAAAGAUUUUCUAUUGGGUUCAAGUCUGGAGACUGGCUAGGCCACUCCAGGACCUUGAGAUGCUUCUUACGGAGCCACUCCUUAGUUGCCCUGGCUGUGUGUUUCGGGUCGUUAUCAUGCUGGAAGACCCAGCCACGACAUCUUCAAUGCUCUUACUGAGGGAAGGAGGUUGUUGGCCAAGAUCUCGCGAUACAUGGCCCCAUCCAUCCUCCCCUCAAUACGGUGCAGUCGUCCUGUCCCCUUUGCAGAAAAGUAUCCCCAAAGAAUGAUGUUUCCACCUCCAUGCUUCACGGUUGGGAUGGUGUUCUUGGGGUUGUACUCAUCCUUCUUCUUCCUCCAAACACGGCGAGUGGAGUUUAGACAAAAGCUCUAUUUUUGUCUCAUCAGACCACAUGACCUUCUCCCAUUCCUCCUCUGGAUCAUCCAGAUGGUCAUUGGCAAACUUCAGAUGGGCCUGGACAUGCGCUGGCUUGAGCAGGGGGACCUUGCGUGCGCUGCAGGAUUUUAAUCCAUGACGGCGUAGUGUGUUACUAAUGGUUUUCUUUGAGACUGUAGUCCCAGCUCUCUUCAGGUCAUUGACCAGGUCCUGCCGUGUAGUUCUGGGCUGAUCCCUCACCUUCCUCAUGAUCAUUGAUGCCCCACGAGGUGAGAUCUUGCAUGGAGCCCAAGACCGAGGGUGAUUGACCGUCAUCUUGAACUUCUUCCAUUUUCUAAUAAUUGCGCCAACAGUUGUUGCCUUCUCACCAAGCUGCUUGCCUAUUGUCCUGUAGCCCAUCCCAGCCUUGUGCAGGUCUACAAUUUUAUCCCUGAUGUCCUUACACAGCUCUCUGGUCUUGGCCAUUGUGGAGAGGUUGGAGUCUGUUUGAUUGAGUGUGUGGACAGGUGUCUUUUAUACAGGUAACGAGUUCAAACAGGUGCAGUUAAUACAGGUAAUGAGUGGAGAACAGGAGGGCUUCUUAUAGAAAAACUAACAGGUCUGUGAGAGCCGGAAUUCUUACUGGUUGGUAGGUGAUCAAAUACUUAUGUCAUGCAAUAAAAUGCAAAUUAAUUACUUAAAAAUCAUACAAUGUGAUUUUCUGGAUUUUUGUUUUAGAUUCCACCUCUCACAGUUGAAGUGUACCUAUGAUAAAGAUUACAGACCUCUACAUGCUUUGUAAGUAGGAAAACCUGCAAAAUUGGCAGUGUAUCAAAUACUUGUUCUCCCCACUGUAUGGAUAUAUAUAUAUACUCCAAUUUAGGUGAACUCCUUUUCUCUCUAAACCUUACAUAUUUUAUUGCUAGGCAGGAAGUUAAGUGAUGUGAGCAAUAAACUGUUCCUUCUCCCUUAACGUGACCUGACCUAACCUCAACCCAUAUCAGCGAUGGCAAUCAUGUGAUUGCCUCUCCUCUACUCAAUACAUUCCAAAGCCCCCUGGCUCCUAUCCAACCUUCAUUGACCCCACCAUAUACAUUCCUCCUACAGAUAACCAUGAACUUCUGGUGUCUAAACCAGACUAUGGCACUCCUCAUGUCUUUAGUAUAACUGAUGAUUAACAAUAUUUAAAGUUUAGAAAUCUGAACCCCUCAAACCUAAUAAAAACAGUUAUGUAGAAAUGAGGUUUGUGCAGUAGGCCUAAUACAUUAUCACAGCAUAUUGGCUGUAUGCCUGGCCUGCCAAUAUUGCUAUUCUCAGACCAUAUUAUAUUUCAAAACUCAAGCUUUGAUAACAAAAUAGAUCAGUUGGUGUAGCACUAGCAAGGCACAGCUGAGCAUAAAUUGAAAUAAUUUGCUAAUAAUUAGCCAUUUUAAUUUACUGGACUGAUGGUACCUGCAUCUGAUGGUCGUGCUUUCAAGACAACUGGGAACUCUGAAAAAAGGUCAAAGAUGCCCGAGUUUCCGAGUUGGAUGACCGUUCAAAAUGAUUUUCCCAGUCGGAUCUCGUUUUUCCAGAGUUCGCCGUUGUCUUGAACGCACUGAAGUCAGAAGUCAGAGAUUUCCAAGUUCCCCGCUGUUUUGAACACGGCAUUAGUCUCAGCAGAGGGAGGGAGAGAGCAGCAGAGGGUCCGCCUCUCACGGUCACUGCUCUCUCCUUCUUUUCCUCUGGUGAGACUUACCAGAGAGAGGGGACACAGUCUUCCUCCUGAUGGCGAAACUUGACUCGCACCGCAUCUGCCUCAGGCACAAAUUAAUGUUGUUCCUAUGACCAGAGAAAGUGAAAUACUCCUCGAUAUUAAAAUAGACACGAGGAGCUGCUAAUAAUAAUAAAUACGCAGACACUUGACUACUCAUUCAUUGCAGCUGCAGCGCCAGUGGAAGUAGAGAGAAGCUCGUUUUAUGUUUUGUAAUAGUGUUGAAUAAAAAGUGUUGACAGUGCUGAAUAAAACUUUGACAUGAACUCACUCAUAAGAACAGCAGCUCUCUGGUCAUGGUUUUAAAAGUUAUGAAAUCUCAUGUAGGCUAGAAUCAAACUUUGCUGUGGCCGGGGUCGUGGAAGCUGUAGCACGGUGAUUUGAGCUAUCCGAUUGGCCAGCACAGUAGGCUGACUCGAUUUAGCCACAGAUCUCCCGGUCUGCCGGGUAGGCAGUGUUUGUCUUUUCAGACAAAUGAAAUGGUUCAAAAUAAGAACACUUUGCCUACGGACCGGUUGGUGACCACUGGGCUAAAGGGAGUUUCCAUAUACCAGUCAUUUCCUUUCAAAUCCAUUAAGGGAAGUGAACAAGUGCAUGCUUCAGGAGAAAGGAGAGAUUAUUGGGACACAACCGAGGUGUUAUGUGAUCGACCGCUCUAAAUGAGCACAGAGGCCUAAAUUAGUUUGUUCUCUGAAAUGUCUACGCUGUGGUCAGUGCAGGUGCUUGUGCAACUAUCCCAUUGUGACUUGCAUCAGGGUUAUAUAUAGUCUAGAUGAAAAUAUAAUUAAUGUAAUAGAAUGAAAGGCCACCCAAGGCUCUGAUGAAGCAUGUUUGUCCCGUGAAUAAAACUCAGAUCUACGUAGACAGUGAGUGCUCCUUUUUCUUUAUUUUCCUGGAGUCACCUGUUGAAGUGUCCUGAGGUAAGGAAUGUUUUUAGAAAUAAUGUAACUCUCUUCCCAUGCUCUCCAGGACACCUCCAGGCCCAGAGCACCCUCCUCCAGGCCCGACCAACCCCGCUGACCUGCAGGACUUCUUCAACCGUAUCUUCCAAGGGGGACCUCCCCCCGACAUGGCUGCCAACGGAGGUUUCUUCCCCUCAGGACCGCCCCCCCACCAACCCUCUGGUGCUGGACCGGGACCUAGUGGACCUUUCUCCCCUCCUCCACCACAGACUGGCUUCUUCAUGCCUCCUGGAGGGCCCCGGCCGGAGCCCAGUGAGACGUGGGCCGAGAGCGGAGGCAAGCCUCCUCCCCGCAGGAGGAAGAAGGUCCGCAAGCCCUUCCAGAGGUGA
This is a messenger RNA of Coregonus sp. 'balchen', 8096 nucleotides long. The record is from the annotation of a GenBank genome assembly. NCBI's taxonomy places the organism in Eukaryota, Metazoa, Chordata, Actinopteri, Salmoniformes, Salmonidae.